GAUGGGCGGAAUAUAACUGUUGAUAGAGCUAAGCCUCAACAAGGAACAGGGAGAGAUUAUGAUGGUGACCAUAACCGUGAUCGCGGACGUGGACAUGAUCGUGACCACGAUCGUAACCGGGGCUAUGAUGGCAGCCGUGGAUCUAAUGGUGGGGAAUGUUUUAAGUGUGGGAAACCUGGACACUUUGCUAGGGAGUGUCCUAGUGAUGGGGCUAGCGGGGAUAAGUAUGGUGGUUGGGGAGAUCGUUAUGGUGGAGGUGGUGGUGGCGGUGGCCGUUAUGGUCCUGAUCGGAAUGGAGAUCGAUUUGGUGGGCGCAGCAGGGAUGUGGGCAGUCACGUGGGGUUGGGAAGUGAUGGAUACAAUCGUGAUCGUUCUGGACCUUAUGAGCGUCGUGGAACUGGAGGUCCUUGGUCCAGGAUGCUCGGCCAUUUGUGGCCUUUAUGGAUACUUGAUUGGGUUUCUGUUUUGCUAAUUGGACAUGGUUUUAUAAACUUUAAAAUUGCAAGUUUUUGUGAGCGCAACAAGGGAUCUGCAUACUAACUGAAUAUAAGCACACCCCAUGUUCGUCAUGGUGCACUGAUGGAAGAGUUCCAUUUCCUCUAAAACACAUGGCAGGUUGUUUGGAAGCUAUUUGAUGAGUUCAGCAACUGUUGUUAUUCAUUCCAUGAGUCUAUUUUAUAUUGCUCUUUCGGGUGCAGAUUGCCAUUCUUGCUUUGCUUGUGUACUGGGCUCUAGCGUCUUAAUCUUUUUGGCUAAAAUUGAGGAAAGUGGUUAAUAUUGUUCUUUCAGCUCAGAUCGUGCUUUCCUAAUGUCAAAACUCUUCUGAAUUUUGAGGGUUGAUUUGCCUCUGGCUGUGUAGGAGAUUGGUGCGUUCUUGUUAGAUCUUUCUGAAAUCUGGCUGAAAGGAAAUUGUUCUUUGGUUCCUUCAGGGACAUGAAUUUUUAUUAUUUUUCCAACUGCAACUUGGAAGUCUGUCUUGAACCUCUGUCCUUCAAUAUAAUGGGAGUGUGUUAUAGGCAUGAUGGAAUUUUUUCUUGGUUUACCUGUGUUGCUGCCUACAUGCAUGAAUUGUUUGUUGAGUUCUUAUUUUUGGAUUAUAUCUACGUGCUUUCUUUUGUCCUAGGACCUACUCAUGUUAUACGUACUCUCAACUUGUAUUCAAGUUCUUCAAGUUCUUCUUGUUGUGUUGGUGCCAGAUAUUUUUGGAUUAUAUCAGUCUUUGAAUUUUGGUCCCUGGAAUCAUACAUAUUUGUGCACAAAUCAUUUUCUUCAUAAUAUGAAAAUGGUAACCAAUAAUCUUCGGCAGUUAACAACAAAAAUCUUAUCAUAUAGU
Molecule: messenger RNA, 1333 nt
Organism: Durio zibethinus
Lineage: Eukaryota; Viridiplantae; Streptophyta; Magnoliopsida; Malvales; Malvaceae
Source: RefSeq, a predicted model, not a curated record